Messenger RNA from Cylicostephanus goldi, 261 nucleotides. The record is from the annotation of a GenBank genome assembly. Lineage: Eukaryota; Metazoa; Nematoda; Chromadorea; Rhabditida; Strongylidae.
AUGGGACGAUUUGUUGUACGCACAGUUCUGUUCUUUGCCACUGUUAUAGCAGCGUCAUUGUUACCAAACUUUGGUGUAUUCUUGGACUUGGUGGGAAGCUCCUCAAUGACUCUUCUUGCGCUGGUUCUACCAGGAUUAUUCCGCCUAUACCUUGAAGCGGGUUACAAAUUGGCGGACACGCAAAAAGGCAUUCAGGCUGACGACUGCUGUCAAUACCCAACAAUUAAACAGUACGUUACUUUAGUGCACAAAACUUCAUAA